Messenger RNA from Papaver somniferum (opium poppy), 1986 nucleotides. Its product is annotated as protein ACCELERATED CELL DEATH 6-like. NCBI's taxonomy places the organism in Eukaryota, Viridiplantae, Streptophyta, Magnoliopsida, Ranunculales, Papaveraceae. Bases 131 to 1975 code for a protein of 614 amino acids. Gene Ontology annotation, molecular function: protein binding. The record is from RefSeq and is a predicted model, not a curated record. The transcript has 6 exons.
CUCUAGUUUUGUUAACCAGAGUUUUCAGAUUACAAAGUAUUUCUCUCUCUUUUGCUAAGUUCUCUUCAGGGUAAGCAGUUAGUGAGAAAACUUAACAAAAGCAGCAGCAGCAGCAAAGACUAGAUAGACCAUGGAAAGCAGGGCGCAUCAGGCCAAUGGAGGGGAAACCUGUAUUUCUAUAGAGCAAGUUCGCAGUUUUAAUCAGCCUGCAGAAAGCGACGACUUCAAUACAUAUCGACCCUUAUUAGAUGCUGCAAUGUAUGAUGACUGGGAAUUUGCGGAAAAGUUUAUAGUUAGUCAUCCCGCUUCAGUGAAAGUUGCAAUCACAGUAUGCGGAAGGACUGCAUUGCAUAUUGCAGCUAGUGCCGGAAACUCAGAUUUUGUGGGAAACCUGGUCAAGCUCAUGCCCAAAGAAGCACUUGAAAUGAAACAGAGUUAUGAUGGUAAUACAGCUCUUCAUCUUGUUGUUGUUGCUGGGCUUGAUGAAGCUGUUAAAGUAAUGGUGCAAGAAAAUAAAAACUUAACAAGUAUUUGUAACAAAAAGGGGUUAAAUCCGCUACUCAAUGGAGCUAUUCAUGUCAGUGUAGAGCAUAGUGAGAUCAUUAGAUUCCUAUGUGGCGUUAUGAAAGAUGAAGAUUCAAGUUCCUUUGAAGGUCAUCUGGGAGCUCAUCUUAUAUGCAGUCUAACUCGUGCUGGUUUAUACGAAGUGGUAUAUAAUCUAAUCCGUGAACACCCAAGUUUAGCAAUUGCACGAGAGGACGAUGGCAACACUAUGCUAGAUGUUCUAGCAGAAAAGGGUUAUGUGCGAAGGCCAGCCUCUGCUCGACAAUCGACACUGUAUUUUCAAUUAUCACAAACUCAGCAGUACAAAUUUACGGAUAAUCCUACAUUAGUCGAGAAAAUUUUCUAUCCUACCCCAGAAGAUAGAGCUCUUCGCAGGGAACAAUUCAGAUCUUCUAUUUUCGUACCGGAAUUGGUAAAUAUGAUUUUUGAUGAAAUUUGGCGCAUGACCAAAGAAGACAUGUAUCAUUUUUUCUUGGAUUCGAAUUUCCCAAAAACUGCGGCAAAAACAGGUUCAAUUGAAAUUGUAAAAAACUGCAUUUCAACUUAUCCGGAUCAUAUUUGGAUUCCUCACGAGGGGAAAAACAUAUUCCAAAUAGCGGUGGAAAACAGACAAGAAAAUAUAUUAGAUUACUUGUACGAUCACAUGAACGCAGAUGAGAAGAUUUUAACUACUCGAACAGUAGAUUCAAAUGGAGGUAAUAUCUUACAUGUUGCUGCGAAAAUUACUCCUCCUUUUCGACUGGAAAGUAGUCCCGUCUUUCAAUUGCAAAGGGAAAUUUAUUGGUUUAAGAAAGUGGAAAAGAGGGUACCACCAGCUUUAAGAAAAAUGAGAAAUAAUCAAGGAGAAACUCCUCAAGAGGUUUUCACUCGGGAGCACCAAGAUUUAGUGAAAAAAGCAGAGACAUACUUUUUACGUACAUCGGAAUCAUGUCUAAUAGUGGCCGCUCUGGUAGCUACAGUUGCUUUUGCGGCAGCAUUCACUGUACCUGGUGGAAAUUUCAGCGACAGCAAUCAAGCUAACAAAGGAAAGCCACUAUUCUUGGGAAAGAAGUCAUUCCUUAUAUUCAUGGUGUUAGAUGCUCUAGCUCUCUUUUCUUCAACUUUCUCAAUUCAAGUGUUCUUAUCUGCCUUCGGUAUGACGCAUUCAGAAGCAACAUUUGCGAGAAUAAUCCCAAAUAAGCUGAAGUUCGGCGUUAAGUGUCUUAGAGUGUCAGUAGUUUGUGUGGUGAUUGCAUUUAGCAUUGCACUUUCGAUCAUACUUGGGAAUAGAUAUGUAUGGGCUCCAUAUCUCAUAGGUGCCGUUGCCUGUGUUUGUUGCAUGCCCUCUUUGUUUUCUCUGUCCGGGAUGGGUUUUACUAACGAUUUGGACUUUGUGUGGUUAAAAAUUAAAAUAUUAAGAAGAAUACAAUAAACUUGCUCUUA